Molecule: messenger RNA, 2207 nt
Organism: Labrus bergylta (ballan wrasse)
Lineage: Eukaryota; Metazoa; Chordata; Actinopteri; Labriformes; Labridae
Gene: wt1b
Product: WT1 transcription factor b
Biological process (GO): regulation of transcription by RNA polymerase II
Cellular component (GO): nucleus
Molecular function (GO): RNA polymerase II cis-regulatory region sequence-specific DNA binding; DNA-binding transcription factor activity, RNA polymerase II-specific
Source: RefSeq, a predicted model, not a curated record
GGAAAGAAAGUCAGACAGUAUAGAGACAGAGGGACAAGGAGCUGUAAGCCUCACACACUCCCACUGCAAAGACACACCUAACAGCCAAGGAGCGUGAAAUUUGGCAUCCAUCAUCACCGCCAGUUUACCUUUUUAACCUAUAGCUUCAUCACUUUAGGGAAAGAUGGCUCCAAUAGCGAACUGUGACCACUGAUGUUGGUUUCCUCCAUUAUUGUUUGUUUCUUUUUUUUUGAGAUACUGUUUGUGUUAAACUUUCAGGAUUUUGUUUCUCCCCUCUGCAUCUUCUUCUGGAAUUACCAUCCCUCCUUAUUUGGACUUUCUCGAGCCAACUCUGCCGAUGCUGACUGACCCGUGUGGAGCCAUGUCCAUGGGGUCAGACGUUCGAGAUCUGACCCUCUUAUCUCCAGCGCCUCCCAUGCCGUCCUUACCAGGAGCCGGUGGCGGCUGUGGGAUGUCUGUCGCUGGUGGGGGACAGUGGACCCAACUGCUGGACCUCCACUCCGGCUCUCCCUACAGCUCCCUGCCCUCCCACCACUCCAUCAUCAAACAGGAACCAGGAUGGGGGACCUCCGACACCAUAGAGGACCCUCACUGUGGACUCGGGGCCUUCACCGUGCACUUCUCAGGCCAGUUCACGGGAUCUGGCCCCUGUCGAGUUGGGGCCUUUGGAGAGACGACUGCAGGUCAACCCAGGAUGUUUCCCAGUGGGACCUACCUGCCCGGCUGCAUGGAGACUACUCCUGCACCCAGGAACCAGGGUUACGGAGCGCUGAGUUUCGACAGCAACCCCAGUUAUGGUCACACUCCGUCUCACCACACCCCUCAGCUCUCCAGCCUGUCCUUCAAACACGAGGACACGCUGUCACCGCCAAACAACAUAGUUGAGCAGCAGUACCCGGCUCCUCCUCCCAUGUUCGGUUGCCACAAUCCCCCAGAAUCCUGUCCGAGCAGCCAAGCCCUGCUGCUGAGAAACUACAACAGCGAUAACCUGUACCAAAUGGCGUCUCAGCUGGACUGUGUCACAUGGAACCAAAUGAACACUCUUGCAUCUUCCAUAAAGAGCGGACACCCUACCAGCUACGACAGUGACCCCACAGUCCCAACUCCAUCCAUGCUGGUCAGUGCCCAGUACCACAUACACACACAUGGAGUCUUAAGAGGACUUCAGGAUGUUCGACGGGUAGCUAGUAUCGCUCCGCCAGUUAUGAGGUCAACUGAGGCCAACGAAAAGCGUCCGUUUGUCUGCGCUCAUCCUGGCUGCAGCAAGAAAUACUUCAAACUGUCACAUCUGCAGAUGCACGGCCGCAAACACACAGGAGAGAAGCCUUACCCGUGUGACUUCCCGGACUGUGGACGCAGAUUCUCUCGCUCGGACCAGCUAAAGAGGCACCAGCGUAGACAUACAGGGGUGAAGCCGUUUGAGUGCGAGACAUGUCAGAGAAGGUUUUCACGUUCAGAUCAUCUUAAGACGCACACGCGGACUCAUACAGGUAAAACAAGUGAGAAGCCCUUUACCUGCCGCUGGGCCAACUGUCAGAAGAAGUUCGCCCGCUCUGACGAGCUGAUGCGCCACCACAGCAUGCACCAGAGGAACCUGAGCAAGCUGCAGCCUGCCAUCUGAGCAGCCAGAGGAGGAAGACGAAGAGGAAGAGGAAGGUGACGAGAUGUUGUGCCAGCUAGCAGAUAAAAAGCUGCCGGAGCCUGGUCAGCGACUGUGGUUCUGUGCCAGACUCGAUGAAGUGCGAGCACAGCUGAUGCCUCCCUUGACCGGCCAGCGAAAAAGAGACUCUGAUGAUCCUCGAGAUCUCUGAGAUGUUAUCUGACCUAAAAACUCUAUCUGAGCCAAAGAUGAUUUUUAAAAAGCGGGAUGAGAAAGAUGUUAAUACACUAUGUUGGAUAUAUUUUAAUACACUUGCACUGGCUUCUUUUUUUUAUCAUUUUAAUUGUGUCACUCUGAAAAUGUGCUGGACGAUGUAAACUGGAUUUAGGAAUUGGACAAUGUGUCUUUUUUUAUGUCCAUAAAGUUGAACACCCAGAAGUUUAGCUUCGGGAAUGUGAACAUCUUUAUAUUAACUUACAGUAUACAUGAUACUUACCUACUUGCUCUGUAUAUAUGUGGUGUAUUUGCUUCCAUUUAUAGACAUUCCUUUUUGUACUUUAAUGCUUUUUUUUAAGUUGAUAAAAUUUGGAGUCACUUCUCUGUCAAA